This is a messenger RNA of Penicillium coprophilum, 786 nucleotides long. RefSeq names its product SDR family NAD(P)-dependent oxidoreductase. The coding region runs from base 1 to 786 and encodes 261 amino acids. NCBI's taxonomy places the organism in Eukaryota, Fungi, Ascomycota, Eurotiomycetes, Eurotiales, Aspergillaceae. The record is from RefSeq and is a predicted model, not a curated record. The transcript has 5 exons.
AUGGAAUAUCAUUUGACAUAUGCUUCCGGUUUCUCACUUCCAAUUAUAGGAAUUGGCGCAAGCACAGCGCGCAAGUUUGGCCAAUGUGGAAUCUCUGGGCUCAGUCUUGUUGAUAUCAACAUCACUUCUCUUCGGAGUCUCAGUUCCGAGAUUGCAGUGGCUUGCCCCGGCGUGAAAGUCCUUGUUCAACAUAUUGACGUGACAGACGAAAGCUCAGUUAAUAAAGCGGUUGAGAAAACAGUGCAAGAGUUCGGAAAAAUUGAUAUCGCCGUUCACGCUGCUGGGAUUGGAGAUUCCGGACAGCCAACUCACAACUCAUCGCUAGACGGGUGGCAAAAUGUGAUUAAUAUCAAUCAGACAGGGCUCUGGUUGUGUGAGAGGGCGAUUAUUCGGCAAAUGUUGCAGCAGAAAUCCCGGGGCAUUCGUUACGGGAAAGGCGUCAUUGUCAAUGUUGCAUCCACGUUAGGUCUGACGGCGGCUCACAAUGCGGUUUUCCCAUCAUAUACGGCAGCUAAACAUGCCGUUAUAGGGUUAACUAAAUCGGACGCAAAGAUGUACGCGUCCCAUGAGAUCCGGAUCAAUGCAGUCUGCCCGGGUUGGACACUCACCCCGAUGACUGAACAAUUCGUCAGCGAACCCUCGAUGGAGCGCGAACUCAGCUCUACUCCCGCUGGCAGAAUGGGAAAGCCAGAUGAGAUUGCGGAUGCGAUCUUGUUUCUCGCUUCGCCAAUGAGUAGCUUUGUUUAUGGAGCUGGGCUAGUGGUGGACGGAGGUUACACUCUAUAA